Messenger RNA from Cyphellophora europaea CBS 101466, 3522 nucleotides. RefSeq lists its product as uncharacterized. Gene Ontology annotation, molecular function: heme binding; peroxidase activity; oxidoreductase activity, acting on paired donors, with incorporation or reduction of molecular oxygen. Gene Ontology annotation, biological process: response to oxidative stress. The coding region runs from base 1 to 3522 and encodes 1173 amino acids. The record is from RefSeq and is a predicted model, not a curated record. The transcript has 3 exons. Lineage: Eukaryota; Fungi; Ascomycota; Eurotiomycetes; Chaetothyriales; Cyphellophoraceae.
AUGCCGCGAGGCAGGAAGAGGAAGGCCUCGGAUGCGUCUUCCACUCUCCAAGUGCCGGAGGAACCGAAGAGAGGACGUUCCGUCAGUCCACGUCCCUCGUCAGGUUUUGCGACGCUCAAAAAUGCUGUCAGCGGACUGUUCAGUAGCAACAAGCCUGAUCCGACAAACCCAGUUCUGUUCGGCGCGAUAGAGGCAACGAGGCCCAAGCCUGCCUUGGGCGACUUUUUUAGGGGCAUUGCCAGCCAGACUGGUCGCCUUGGUGAGAACGUUGGCUUGAUAUCUUCCUUCCUUGAUACGGAGCUCUUCAACGGAGGCUAUGUCGAUGACAGAAAGUACCAGAUGGAGCAGAUCUUACGGCUCGCUUCGUCGUUGCCCGUAGGCUCAGGACCGCUGGACGAGAUCAGUACCCGGUUCAUUAAGCUCCUCUGGAACAACUUAGAGCACCCUCCCCUAUCAUUCCAGGGUAACGAAUACAAGUAUCGCCAAGCAGAUGGGUCCAACAACAACAUCAUGUACCCUCACCUGGGCAAGGCUGGCUCAUUCUACGCCAGGACCGUAACACCGAGAACCCUGCAACCAGGAGUGUUACCAGACCCUGGAGUCAUCUUCGACACCGUCUUUGCGCGCCGCAAAGAGGCUCGAGAGCACCCGAACAAGGUUUCUAGUAUGCUGUUUUACCUCGCCACCAUCAUCAUUCACGACGUCUUCCACACUGACGAGAGAGACCAUUCUCGCGUGAAGACGUCGUCGUACUUGGAUCUCGCCCCGCUUUAUGGAAGCAGCAUUGAAGAUUUGAAGAAGAUCCGUACUUUCAAGGAUGGUCUUCUAAAGCCGGACACCUUCUCGGAGAAACGCUUGUUGGGAUUCCCACCUGGCGUUGCCGCCGUUGUCAUCUGCUUCAACCGAUACCACAAUUAUGUUGCCAUGCAAUUGAAAACUAUCAACGAGGGUAACCGAUUUAAGGCGCCCAAUGAUGAAAAUGACCUGAAAGGUAUCCUAGCACUCGACGAGGAGCUCUUCCAGACAGCCAGACUGGUGACGUGUGGCCUAUACAUCAACAUCAUCCUUAUUGACUACGUCCGCACCAUCCUCAACCUCAAUCGUACGAAUUCAACUUGGACUCUUGAUCCUCGAAACAAUGAGGAUGUCUAUGACAUCGAGGGUACACCUCGCGGUAUUGGUAACCAGGUCAGCGUGGAGUUCAAUCUCCUUUAUCGCUGGCAUUCGGCCAUCAGCAAAAAGGAUGAGCAAUGGACCAACGAGCUAUAUUCUAAGAUCAUGGGCACAAAUGAUCUCGAGUCCCUGACCGAAGCUGAAGUCGUGCGUAAUCUAUACGGCUGGCUGAACAAGCAAGGAGAAGACCCGUCUACUUGGACCAUUGACGAUGGGAAAUACACUCGCAAUGGUCUUGGCCGCUUCGGUGAUGAAGAUCUGGUCAACAUCUUGGCAGACGCAACCGAGGACGUUGCCGGAGCCUUCGGUCCACGAAAUGUACCUGUGGUCUUGAAGCUGAUUGAGACCCUGGGUAUCAAACAGGCGAGAUCGUGGAAUGUUGCUACGCUCAACGAGCUGCGCGCCUUCUUCAAGUUGGAGCCUCACAAGACGUUCACUGACAUCACGCGCGACGAGGCCACUGCCGGCGCUUUGAAGGCAUUGUACGGCCACCCAGACUAUGUGGAGAUGUACCCCGGCAUGGUAGCGGAAGAUGCCAAAGACCCAAUGGACCCGGGGUCUGGCUUGUGUCCUGGCUACACUAUAUCUCGAGCCAUCCUCGCGGACGCUGUCGCGCUCACACGGGGUGAUCGUUUCUACACUGUUGGCAAUUCGCCUGCCAAUCUCACCAGUUGGGGUUUCAAUCAGAUCAAGUCUGAUCCAGAUGUCGCACAAGGACACUGCUUCUAUAACCUGUUGAUGCGUGCUCUGCCCAACUGGUAUCGUGGCAGUUCAGUCUACGCAAUGUUUCCUUUUACUGUCCCCGAGGAGAACAUGCGGAUCCAGUCGAAGUUGCACAAGGCCCAGGACUACAACUUUGAACGACCCAGCUACAUCGGCCUGCCCAUCUCGAUCAAGUCUUGGAAGGCCGUAACUUCGAUUCUUGCGGACACAGGACGAUUCGCCGUUCCCUGGGAUGCUCACACUCGUGACUUGACAGGCCACGAUUACAUGCUCAGCGGCGACAAGAAGGCCAAUUUCAAGCAAAAGCAGGAGUUUGGCGAGCACAUCUACGGCCCAAGCUAUCCCAACCAGUACAGCCCUACUCAAAAUGAGCGCCUCAGGCAGGUGCAGAAGUUCUACGAGGAUUUGACCACCCAGCUUGUGACCGUCCGAAGCGAGAUCCUGCUCAAGGAUUGGUACCAGCUCGACGCGGUGCGCGACGUUGCCAACCCAUCGCACGCCAUCUUCAACGCCAAGAUGUGGCACAUCCCUCUCAAGUCGCCCGACGACGUCAACCCCGUCGGCAUCACCGUAGAGCAGCUCUACCUAGCAAUGUCCGUCAUGUUCGCCUAUGUCUUUCUGGACCUCGACACCGCGCGCUCCUUUAAGCUGCGCCUCGGGGCCAAGGGCUCCGGCGAAGCAAUCUCGAAGCUCAUCCGCAUCGUCUGCGAGGCCGUCAAGGCGGACAGCUACCUGCACCUGUCGGAUCUGUUCCGCAUGGGCCAUGCAGGCAAGCUGCUCGGCGACUUUGGCACGAGGCUCAUCCGCCGCCUGUUCGAGGGCGGCAAGUCGGUCGACGAGGUCGUGUGGUCGAUCAUCCCGACCGCGGCGGCCGCGACCGCCACCCAGGCGCAGCACUGCUCGCAGAUGCUCGAUCUCUACCUCUCCGACGAGUACAAGCACCACUGGCCCGACAUCCAGGCUUGCGCGUGGUCCGACUCCGAGGGCGACUUCGAGAAGCUUAAGAGCUAUGCCCUUGAGGCGAAUCGACUGCGACCGGCGGCUUUCGGGCUGCUGCGCAAGUCACGCGUCGACACUGUCAUCGACGAUAAUGGGAAGAAAGUGCACGUGUCCACCGACGCGCAGAUCUACACCGACUUCGUCGCGGCCGGCAUGGACAAGACGGUGUUCCCCAAUCCGCUCGAGAUCGACAUCACGCGGGACCGCGACCUGUACAUCCACCAUGGGUACGGAGCACACGCGUGCCUCGGCCGACCGAUUGUCGAGGUUGCCAUGGCGGCGCAACUGAAGGUAUUUGCCAAGCUCAAGAACCUCAGGCGUGCGCCGGGUCUGCAAGGGGAGAUGAAACGCACGGUGCCGCCGCCGAACCCGGUGAGCAGUGACCCGCACGAAAACCCGGGACGCAUCGAGGCGUUCAUGAAGGAGGAUUGGAGUGACUGGUGGCCUUUCCCGACCUCUCUCAAGGUCCAUCACGCCGGCUUCUUCGAGUCCCAGGAAGAGUAUUUGAGCACUGAUACUAGUGUACCCGGCAUGAAGAGCGAUAUUGAGAUGUCGGACAUGGCGGCGAAUGGAUUCGCUGGGAACGGCGUGAAUGGAGACCAUGGCAGACUGCCUGACGACGCUUGA